Molecule: messenger RNA, 547 nt
Organism: Papilio machaon (common yellow swallowtail)
Lineage: Eukaryota; Metazoa; Arthropoda; Insecta; Lepidoptera; Papilionidae
Exons: 2
Coding region: 79-501 (140 amino acids)
Source: RefSeq, a predicted model, not a curated record
UUGUAUGUUUGUAUUAAUUUGAGUGUAAUUUGAAAUGUAUAUAGCUAAUAUCCAGGAUUAACACAUGUACACCUUUUUAUGCUUUUUAAGGAAAAAAAUGAAACAGAAAUGAAAAAAAAUGUUACAUCCUCUGAUGUAGAGGUCUGUAGCUUGACUGACAAUGUGCAGUUACAAUACACUCCAAUUGAUGUUACAAAUGAAGAUUGGAAUGUUCCUGGGACGAGUCAGCAACCCACGGUGGCUCCUUCUCCAAAACUAUGGAAGCCUCCUCCAAAAAAGAAAACGAAAAUGGACAAGACUGCAUUGUUAUUGAAAAUGUUACGUGAGAAUGAGGCAAAAGCAAGAGAAUCUGAGAAUGAAAGAGUUAGUUUAGUGUUAGAGCUUGAGAGAGAAAGGAUACGACAGCGUGAUGUAGAGCUUCAGUUGCAAGCUCAAUUGUUGGAGGUAAUGAAAGAGAUUUUAAAAGUGUUGAAUAAAUUUGUGGAUGACAGAAAUAAAUGAUGAUAGGAAUGGAUGUUCAUAAAUGUUUUGAAAGGUGAUCUCUUUG